AUGGCAAACAUCAACGACUUGUCUAACGAUUUGCUGGUGAAGAUCUUGCUAUCGAUUCCGACUAAAGAUAUCGUGGCCACGUCUCUUCUCUCCAAACGAUGGCGUUCCGUUUGGAAACUGGUGCCGAAGAUCCACCACGACGAUUGUUCAUACACUGCCACAGCUUCUUCACAGUUUAUCGAAAAGUUCUUGCAGCUGAACAAUGCUCCGUUUCUAGAAUCUUUGCGUCUCAGACUCGAGAAAAACUAUACACCUCGAGAUUACGAAAGAUGGGUUAACGUUGCAGUUUCUCGCAAUGUGCGUGAGCUAGAUCUUCUUCGUAAUGUAUCUUACUUAAGGCCCAUGCCGUUACCUACGAGCGUGUUCACACAUGAAACCCUUGUGGUGUUACGUCUCAAACAUGCCCUCAUUGAGAAUGUUCCUUCAGCAACACUGCUCCGGUGCCUCAAGGACUUGUCUCUGAGAGAUGUGAUCUUCUCAAGCGACGAAACCGUUGAUAGGUUUCUCACCUGUUGCCCUGUUCUUGAAACGUUGGAAGUAGUUCUAUGGAUCUCCCGAAAGGUGAAGACUUUCGCGAUCCGUGUGCCGUCGUUGCAGCGGUUGAAGAUCAGCUCUCUUGUGGCAGGUUAUCAAGAUGCAUGGAAAGAUCAUGGAUUUGUGGUCGAUGCUCCUUGUUUAAAGUAUCUAGAGAUUGUCGAUCAUUUCAGUGAGUUUUGUUCGUUAGUUAAUGUGACUGAGGAGGUGGAAGCGAAACUCCAACUUAGGCAUUGUGAUUCUGAGAAGCUUCUUGGAUCUCUUAUCUCAGCUAAGAGCCUUGCCUUGUGUCUGAAACCACAAAUGGAGUCAUAUACUAAAGCUGACUUUGAUCAGCUCGUGUCUCUAGAGCUGUGUGUUACUUGCUCGUUAGAUUGGUUGAAUCUUAGCCUCAGUCAUUCUCCUAAACUCCGAGCUCUAAGAUUGACAUUAUUUAGAGACCCCGGCUGCAAUAAUAUCAGACAUGUCCGGACUAAGUGGGAGAAACCGAGUUGUGUCCCUGAAUGUUUGAUGUUGAGUCUCGAAUCUGUUGAGUGGGUUUAUUACAAAGGAGCACAAGAGGAGAAUGAUGUGGUGAAGUAUUUGCUAAAGAAUGGAAAUUUACUAGAGACGAUGAGUAUUAGAUUCUCAGUAUCCAUCCAGAUGGAAGAGAAAAACAGAAUGCAGAUGAAGUUAGAGUCCAUGCCGAGGAGUUCCAGCAAAUGCCAGCUUUCAUUCACCUAA
Molecule: messenger RNA, 1257 nt
Organism: Microthlaspi erraticum
Lineage: Eukaryota; Viridiplantae; Streptophyta; Magnoliopsida; Brassicales; Brassicaceae
Source: the annotation of a GenBank genome assembly